Heterotrigona itama is the source of this 355-nucleotide messenger RNA. NCBI's taxonomy places the organism in Eukaryota, Metazoa, Arthropoda, Insecta, Hymenoptera, Apidae. The record is from the annotation of a GenBank genome assembly.
AUGAGAUGGUUCAGGCACGAAGAAGAAAGGAAAGGCACAAGCGUAAAAGCUAAAGGCAAAGGCAAAGGCAAAGGCAGAGGCACAGGCAGAGGCAAAGGUAAGUAAAGGCAAAGGCAAAGGUAGAGGCAAAGCGGGCAGGCUGAAAGGACGAGCGGCGAACCUCGGCGCGGAGAAGAAACGAGAGCAAAAGAGAAAGAAAAUCCAAGCAGACGAGCGAGGUGGGCCGUGGAUUUAUAUCCCGGUCAACCACUUUGAGCCAUCAGCGGCUCGUUUGAAGUUCAGCCGCGGCCGCGCAGACGUUAUAAAGACAAACUAUGCCUACGGCACCGUCAUGCCCCACCACUUCAUACCAUAA